This is a messenger RNA of Andrographis paniculata, 798 nucleotides long. Its product is annotated as tryptophan aminotransferase-related protein 2-like. The record is from RefSeq and is a predicted model, not a curated record. Gene Ontology annotation, molecular function: carbon-sulfur lyase activity. Lineage: Eukaryota; Viridiplantae; Streptophyta; Magnoliopsida; Lamiales; Acanthaceae. The transcript has 4 exons. The coding region runs from base 1 to 798 and encodes 265 amino acids.
AUGGCGUCGAACAUGGUGAUGCUAUACAGAGAUGACGGCAAAGGAAAACACUGCAACCCUCAUGUGUUCUUCUUCUCCAAGAAUGCAUCCGAAAAUAAUGGUGCCUAUCGCAUAGAUCACAACUUUUCUGCCACAACUUGCAACGAAUCAACAUCUCCCUCUUCUUCUUCAAAAGUGUUUGAUAAAAUCCUCCAUCUUGAUUAUGCAAAUCCCACAAUGUUCAAGGAUCAUCAGCAACAAAUGAGGGAUAAAAUCACAUUGGUAAUCCAUGGAUGGAAAGCAAUGAGCUAUUUCUCUUAUCCAAGACUUCUCUAUUGGUUUCUGGAGCUUGUGGGGAAUGCCAUCACUGAGAAUUGUUCUCUAGCAGUCGAAACAAGCUCUAGUCAGAUCCUUCGAGUUGCGCUAUGUGUGAGCUCCCCAUCAAAUGCUUUGAAGCCAAUGGAUGUCGUAUCUGCAGCUCCAUUUACGUACUCAGGGUCUCCAGGAACAACUGAUGUCCUCAAGUCUGGACUUCAAAAAUGGGCGGGCGAUGCGAACACCUACACGAGUGAUCGGGACCAAUACAUCGAGGUUAUUACAUCCCCGAAUAAUCCUGAUGGAUUCAUAAGGGAAGCUGUGGUAAAACCUCAAAGCAGUCCAGGAACCCUAAUUCACAACCUCUCGCGAUAUCAUGCCGUUUUCGGUUGGCUUCUUGUUAAGGAUUGCGAGAUUGCAUCAACGAAAAUCACUCAAUUCGCUAUGCUUAGCGCUACUGGUGUGUCGAAAAGUGUAGCAUCUCCGAGCAAAAUUGACUUUUGA